Musca domestica (house fly) is the source of this 564-nucleotide messenger RNA. Its product is annotated as NADH dehydrogenase [ubiquinone] iron-sulfur protein 3, mitochondrial-like. The coding region runs from base 70 to 549 and encodes 159 amino acids. NCBI's taxonomy places the organism in Eukaryota, Metazoa, Arthropoda, Insecta, Diptera, Muscidae. Gene Ontology annotation, molecular function: NADH dehydrogenase (ubiquinone) activity. The transcript has a single exon. The record is from RefSeq and is a predicted model, not a curated record.
UUUAUAAAUACAUUACAUAAACUGUCAAAUCCGAAAAAAAUAGCACGGUUCAGGAUCUCCAGGAUUUAAAUGGCUGGAUUAAUCAGAAACGUUGGCCUCAGAUUGGCUUCCCAAGCGGUGGCCAAAAAUGGUGUUGCUGCGGCUUCAAAUGUCGGUGCUUUGCGUUUGGCCAGUACUGCAACCGAUGCUCAAUCGAACAAACCCACUAUCCGCAAGCCAAAUGAGACUGCAAGGAGCCAUUUAUCCGAUUUUGGGCGUUAUGUUGCUGAGUGCUUGCCCAAGUACGUGCAAAAAGUUCAGUUAACCUCUGGCGAUGAAUUGGAGGUCCUUAUUGCACCAGAGGGUGUAGUUCCAGUGUUGCAGUUCUUAAAGGAUCACCAUCAAGCUCAAUUUGCCAAUUUGGUUGACAUUGCUGGCAUGGACGUCCCCAGCCGCAAAUACCGUUUUGAAGUCAUUUACAGUAUUUUGUCAUUGCGUUAUAAUUCUUGCAUUCGUGUUAAGACCUACACUGAUGAAUUGACUCUGUUUAACUCAGGGGAGUGGGGGUAAGGAUUCGACAGCGGU